AUGCCACGUUCAAUUCCAGAUGAGACGGGCGACUCGCUGCAGCACAAUGGCGCGACAUGCACGGAAACAUCGCCGCUGCUACACGGCCAAACACCAACAGCGCCUUCAUACUGCAUACAGGAAGUCCAACCCUCAAUCGAACCCCACCAUGAGCGACCUGUGCUGUCACCGGAGCGACUUACAACCACAUGGCGUCGGGAAGUCACGACGAUAGCAGCGUGGUCGGUUCCAUUGUUGAUGACGCAGAUGCUCCAACGCGCCAUCAACUUCGUGAGCAUCUUCAUCGUGGGCAGGCUUGGGACGAGGGAGCUCGGCGCCGUUAGCUGUGGGUAG
Messenger RNA from Purpureocillium takamizusanense, 333 nucleotides. RefSeq lists its product as uncharacterized. Lineage: Eukaryota; Fungi; Ascomycota; Sordariomycetes; Hypocreales; Ophiocordycipitaceae. The coding region runs from base 1 to 333 and encodes 110 amino acids. The record is from RefSeq and is a predicted model, not a curated record. The transcript has a single exon.